This is a messenger RNA of Mauremys mutica (yellowpond turtle), 3421 nucleotides long. Its product is annotated as zinc finger protein 501-like. Gene Ontology annotation, biological process: negative regulation of transcription by RNA polymerase II. The record is from RefSeq and is a predicted model, not a curated record. Gene Ontology annotation, molecular function: DNA-binding transcription repressor activity, RNA polymerase II-specific. The coding region runs from base 172 to 1680 and encodes 502 amino acids. The transcript is spliced from 6 exons. Lineage: Eukaryota; Metazoa; Chordata; Testudines; Geoemydidae.
UUCCCUAGCGCCCCUCUGUACCCAGCCUGGGGGACUUUUUCUGGGGGCUGGAACCGGCCCCUGGGGCAGCCCCGGGCUCUGCCGACACCAGUCCCUGAGCCGGAGCCUGCAGGCUGCAGAAUCGUGUCCCAGUCCAGUUUAUCCCACACUUCUGAGGAACAGGGAAGGGCCAUGUCUGCAGCGGAGCCAGUGACCUUCGAGGAGGUGGCUGUGUAUUUCUCCAAGGAGGAAUGGGCUCUGCUGGACCAGGGUCAGAGAGCCCUCUACAGAGGUGUGAUGCAGGAGAAUUAUGAGACUGUGAACUCGCUGGAAAUCCUGAAUUCCCAACCUGACACAAUCUCCUGGCUGGAAGAAGGGGAGAAGCCAUGGGUCCCUGAUCUCCAGGGCUAUGAGGAAAGGGAGAUCUUGAGAGAUGCCCACACAGGCUGUGGAAUAGGUCCCAGUCCAAGUUAUCCCACACUCCUGAAUAACGGGAGUGACAUGGCUGCAGUGGAGCUGGUGACCUUCAAGGAGGUGGCUGUGUAUUUCACCAAGGAAGAAUGGGCUCUGAUAGACCCAGGUCAGAGAGCCCUCUACAGGGACGUCAUGCGGGAGAAUUAUGAGACUGUGACCUCACUGGGAUUUCCAAUUUCCAAACCUGACGUGAUCUCCCGGCUGGAACUAGGGGAGGAGCCGUGGGUCCCUGAUCUCCAGGCUUACGAGGAAAGGGAGAUCCUGAAAGAUGUCCACAGGGCAGGUGAGGAGAUGAUGAACGAGAACAAGGAGGAGAACUAUGAGCAGGAAGGUUCUGAACAACUGGAGCCACAUGGGAUGGCAUUGGGAAGAGCCGAAGGAGAUGUUUCCCAGAGUCCUGAGUGGGGAGAAGCCCGUAAGAGUCAGCACUGGCCAGAGAGACAGCAGGGAAACCACCAAGAGGAGAGAUGGGAUAAAUCCAUGCAGAGGAUCAGAGGAGUCGGAAAAAUCAAAGAAUCUGUUCACCAGAGAGUUCCCACAGAAGAGAGAUCUCACAUGUGCGGUGACUGUGGAAAAAGUUUCCCUUGGAAAUCAUUCCUUAUUAUUCACCAGAGAAUCCACACAGGAGAAAAACCUUAUAAGUGUCCUAACUGCGAGAAAAGCUUCAGCCAGCGCUCAAACCUCACCAAACAUCAGAGAGUCCACACGGGAGGGAAGCCUUACAAAUGUCUCGAAUGCGGGAAAAGCUUCAGUUGUAGCUCAACCCUCACUGCACACCAGGUAAUCCACAUGGGAGAGAGACCUUAUAAAUGCCAUGAGUGUGGAAAAAGCUUCAGUGAUAGAUCCACCUUCAGUACGCACCAGAGAAUCCACACGGGAGAGAGACCCUAUAAAUGCCUGAGCUGUGGGAAAAGUUUCAGGGAUCGAUCAACAUUUAAUAAACACCAAAGAAUCCACACGGGAGAGAAACCACAUAAAUGCUCCAAAUGUGGGAAAAGUUUCCGUCAGCUCACGCAACUCGUUAGGCACCAGAGACUUGACACAGGAGAAAAACCCUACAAAUGCCUGACGUGUGGGAAAAGCUUCCGGGAUAGAUCCACCUGUAAUGAACACCAGAGAAUCCACACGGGAGAAAAACCUUAUGAAUGCCCUGAGUGCGGGAAAAACUUCCGGUACAGCUCAGCCUUUAUUAGGCAUCAGAGAAUUCACAGAGGAUGCAAACCCUAGGAGUGUCCUGACUAGGGAUGAGUGAAAUGAGUAACACCUUUGCUGAUUCCCAUGAACGUCAGUGAGUCAGGCCAGGUCGGAGGGGCCAUAUACUGGGGACAUGGAAUAGUUAUUAAAGCAAAGAAUGUAAUCACCUUUCUGGGACAGAGGCAUGCAGAGCAAAAGGCUGAGAUAAGAUUUCCACGUUGUGAUGGGAAUUUGAUUAUUACUUCCUGAGAAGUUCUGAACAUCCACUGAUCAGCUCCUACCCACAAUUGGCCAAUUAAUUUCACAGUCUAGGAGUGCUCUUGGAUUCAUCACUGAUGCUGAGCUCUCAUGUAGCAACGUCCAUGCUUUCUAUAGUUCUUGGUUGGCAAGCAGACUACAAAGACCCCGCCUCAGUUAUUUACACCUUUGUCACUUCUUGUGUGGAGUACCGCAAUGCUAUAGAAUUGCACCUAGGAAACUCCGAGUACAGAAGCACUGCAGUGCAUCUCCUCAGCUACACAAGCUACAGCAAGCCCAUCACACUUGUCCUUGCUCCCGACAGUGGCUUUGCAUAGAAUAAUGAAUCAAGUCCAAGGUCUUGGUCCUUAUCCAUGGUGCUCCUUGUAGAGAUCUAAAAAACUGCCUUAAGCUCCGGGCUCGAGAUGGGGGUUGAAAACGUCACCCUUCUGGCACAAUGGAACUCUCAAUAAUAAGGGUAAAGCUCGUGUGUUCAUGACACAGGUCUCUAUUGUUGGCUGGUCUGAGACUGUGGAAUGAACUCUCGAAGCAGCUAAGGACCAUCUCACACCUUACUGUCUUCCAUGCCAAAUGCCAGGCACAUUUCAUUGACCUGCAUUCUCUAACUUAAAUGCACAAUGCCAUGUAUAUAGACAAAAAAAACCCAACCUCCACUGAGCACAUACCUCAUCCUGGAGAGAGGAUAAGAGAACAAACAGCACAUGAAAGAUGUUAAGUUAUGUGAUUAAUAUGCUACUGGAAGGUGCUCAGAUACUACAGUGAUUAAUGCAGUUUUAUAGCAGACCACCAGGUCUGAGUUAUAAUUUUAAAGCAGCUUUCUGUGUAUAGUUUGAUUCUUGUAAGUGCUCUAAAAUCUGCACAGUUACUUGGAUUGCCAUGAAAUGUGGUGUGCCUCCUCAGGGCAUGGGGUGGGAUUACUGGUCCAAAUUUGGGGUCAUUGAAAAAUCGGUUCCUGAGAUACCACCCCCCAAAAGCAGUUUUUCUUAAGGUUCAUGGAUUCUACCAAUUUUCUUUGCACAGAGCUAGGGAUGAAACCAAGGCACAAGAGUCUCAAUCGCUCUAGUGCUACUCCCAGAGAAUGCAUGGACCGAACCAUCCCUCUGGGGGAAUAAAACUGAAAACAGUAUUAGUGAGAGUUUAGCUCUCAAAUUAGGUGUGUACAUAGCACUCCCACACCAAAUGGAUCGCACUGUGUGUGUGCUGUCUGAGAGGCCAGGGGCAUUGGUAGCCAGCUGCAACUUCUAGCAGCUGUGUGGCUCAAGGCAAAAUGUUCUGGCGAUUGCUCCAGUGUAAAUUCAAACCCCGCUGUGGAUAGAAAUCUGUAGGGAAACAUCAGAGGCAUUUUGUGACAAUCUGCCUCUGUCAAAGAGGAUUUUUUAUUUUAUUUUGGGGAAUUGUAAUCUGAGUGCAGCAGGAGAUUCAGAAGGCGCUUGUGCUAUUUUUGAAAAGAAAAUAAAUUAUAUGUGUCACUGCUGGGAGGAGAAGGAAAUAUUUAGGGAUGGAAGGGGGGGAAUAG